ACGAAACCUUUUGCGGUUUUAAAUUCAAUCUAUAACCUUGAGUUUGAAGGCGGAAAUUCAGUAUUGGCGCUGCUUUUAAGAUCACCUUGUAGCUCGAAUUCUUCCUGUCAACAGUGGUUCUGUAAUUUGUAUUGGUUGUUACUUUUAGCGAAACAAUCCAAGAUCUCAUCAUAUUUAUGGAUGGUGACAUUUUGAAUGUUUUGAAUUCUAUCAAAACUGUGGGAAAAGACAAUGCUGCAAUCUGUAUUCCCUUUGAGAGACUUGCUCAAUAUUUAUUACUUGAUAAGGAUAGUCUUCCGAGUAACCUUCGCUUAUCACUCAUUGAAUGUAUCGCGAAUAUGGCGUUCGAUCCAUCAAUCAUCGGAUUAAAAGGUUUUGAGUUAUUAUUUCCUGGCUUGUGGAAUUUGGUAUAUCUCUCCCCUUCAACGGACAGAACUAUAUCAUCACUUGUAUUCCCUGUAUUAAAUCAGAUUAUACAGUUUAAUGCCUUUGUCGAUUUCAAUGGUAGCCUUCCAUCUGUUUUGACUAUUUCAGUCAAAAAAACAUGUGAAUUAUAUAUGCCUGAAACAGAUUGUCUUUUAUUUUUGAGUGAACUUCUACGGUAUGGUGUAAAAAACAAUAUAGAUUUGGAAGAUUCUCUGUUAAAGAGCUUGGCCGUUUGUUGUGAAAAAUUCGAUCCAUCGUGUAAAGAUGAUUUGCUUUGGAAUUACUUAAUUUUAAUGAUAAAAUUAAUAAAUUUAAUGCCUACAAUUGAUAAUGGUAUAGGUUUAUUAGAACAUCUUAAACAUCCAAUUCUAUUUUGUUUGAAUUGCUUGAAGACUGAACGAUUUUACAGCAUCAAUAAACAAUUCUGUAUAGUUCUCCAAUUUUUGGUCGCUUUGUCAAACGUUUUUCAAUCAUUAAAAUGGUUGGAAAAUUUUUGCAAUCAAACUAAUCAUGGUGAACCAUUUACUCUUGUUGUUACAACCCUUACUAUUGAACUACGAUUAUAUCUGACUCAGAAAUCCUCAGGAAACAAUAAGAGUAAGAGUGAUAACAAUAAUGUUCAGUGCGUUUUGAAUUCUGGCAGUGAGGAAGAGAAAAAUUUUAGGACAUCGUCAGAAAAUUGUACAGAUAUAUUGAUUUGCUCAGAUUCUUCAGUAAUUAAUUGCAAUAUAUUAGAAGCAUGUUUACUUUUAUUUCAAUAUUGCCUACAAGAGUUACAGAAGAGUGACACUGAUCAUAAUAAUUUAGAUACUGUUAAUAAAUGUAGUGACAAUUCUUCUUAUCGCUCCUUAAUUUCAUAUGCUACUGACGAUACAGUGAAAAAUAUUUGGUUACAAUGUUUAGAUACUGGUGAAUUGUUACGAAAUUUACUGAGUUCAUUUAAUCCUUCUAUAAAAAAUCAAGAUCCCAGUUGUGAAAUAUGUACUGAUACACACUUUUUAUGGGAUAAGUCGGUUAAUGAAAUUAAACCACUUGGUACAGUUUUACUUGAAACAUAUUUCAGUUGGAUUGAAUUAUACUUUAAGACGCAUUGUACGGAAUUAGAAAAGAAUUUUGAAAUCAUGUCUGUUUUUGAAGAACUAUUCAAUAAAUAUUUAACUCCAGUUUUACCGAUUUUGGAUACACUGAUGACAAAUUUCUUUGAAAAUCAUCGUUUGUCAACUGCCUCGCAUCAAAUUUCAUCUACAGAUAAUUCGAAAAUCGUUCAAUCCGUUGCAAACAUUUCAACUAUUUUAGUUCAGCUGUAUAGAAUCCCUUCAAAUACUGACUCGUCUGCUAACUUAUUUAGAUAUAAUUCGACUGGUAGACCAUUUCGUGGAAAUAUGGUUUGCAAAUGGUUGAAAGAGAGUUGUUGCGCGAAUAUUGUAACUGCCCAGAAAUCUAAUAUGUGUUCAUUCGUUACCCUUGUUACUAACAUCUUGGAACUUAUAAACAAAUGUCUGUUGAAUACGCUGUUACUCGACACGAAGGACAGUAUACAGGAAACCAAUUUACUUAUGUGGCUUUUGAGUCCUGGUGAAUUAUUGAAGUUUUUUGUUGGUAAUUGGAUCUCUUUCAUAGAUUCUCUAAUUGUAAAUCAACCAUCUCUUUGCAUAGAAUAUAUUUGUACAGUUAUUAAAAUAUGGAUAGUUUAUUGCAAAUGGUCCAAAUUAUUCAGUUCUAAUUUAUGUGAUCAAAUGAAAAAAUGUCUAUCGGCUAUUCCUGAUGAACUUUUAAAAAGAAUCGAUAAAAUUUUAUCAUUGUUUGAGGUUGCGUCAUUGGAUUCUUCAGUUGGAUAUCAUCUUUCUAAUCUUCGCGAUGUGAUCUACUACCAAUAGUUCCUGGGUUCAAAUCUCGUGGGGCAGGAUCGCAGAUGCGCACUGCUGAGGAGUCCCAUACUAAGACGAAACGUCAGUCUAAUGCUUCCAGGUUUUCUAUGAUUGUUUAGCUUCGAGUGAUUUACGAACUCAACUAUUAAUAUCUACAAAACCCCCUUCUUCUUAUUUAAUUUAAUUAAUCAUUGGAAUUUUAACAGACUUUUCUUAUAAUAAUCUUUUAACAGUUGAAUGUAACAGUCAGUUACGUACUUAAAACAAUUAUUUAAACAAAACCACUAAAAAAUACCAUUACAGCCUUCAAGUUUUUUUACAAAUUGAAUGUGUUCAAUGAUAAAACAGAACAAUAAUUUGAAAAAAAACUGGUUAAUUCAAAUAGUGAUAUUUUGUGAAAUUUUGAAAUGAAUCAACAAAAAAACCCAGUAAUUUUUCAUUCAUUCUAGAUAGAAUUUAUCUCUUGUUUGUUUUGUUUUGUCUUUAUAAAUGAGCAAUUCAAUAUAAACAAGUCUAUUUGUUUGUUUUCAUUGGAAAAUUGCAUUCAAAUCAUUCAAUCUAAUAUAAUUAAUUAUCUGUGUAAGUGUUAAAUUUCUACAGUUUUUCUAUAAAAAAAACAGAGUGAACCUUUCAAAAUGUAAAAUUGAACAUUUAAAAAAUAAACAGCAGACUAGUUUUUUCGAUGUUUACGAGAAAAACCUGACCAUAUUUCUCCCUCUCUCUCUCUCUUUGUGUGUGUGUGUGCAAUAUUAUUUAAAUUUCCAUUCUAAUAGAUUUGGCAUAAUCUAUAUCACGUUUUAAUUGACAUGUAGCUAAUUGUCCACAAAAGCAUGUAAUACAAACAUCAUUCAUUAGAGUACCCUAAAAUGUAAAUAAAAUAUACACAAUUGACUAGUUAUAUGAAUAGAAAAGUAAUAAUUAUUAUAUAAUAUGUGUAUUUUUUCUUAGUAAAAAAUAGUACUUAUGUAGUGAACAGAACACAAGUG
Messenger RNA from Schistosoma bovis, 3280 nucleotides. Lineage: Eukaryota; Metazoa; Platyhelminthes; Trematoda; Strigeidida; Schistosomatidae. The record is from the annotation of a GenBank genome assembly.